Messenger RNA from Callorhinchus milii (elephant shark), 333 nucleotides. RefSeq names its product deoxyribonuclease gamma-like. The transcript is spliced from 5 exons. The record is from RefSeq and is a predicted model, not a curated record. Gene Ontology annotation, biological process: DNA catabolic process. Lineage: Eukaryota; Metazoa; Chordata; Chondrichthyes; Chimaeriformes; Callorhinchidae. The coding region runs from base 40 to 333 and encodes 97 amino acids. Gene Ontology annotation, cellular component: nucleus. Gene Ontology annotation, molecular function: DNA nuclease activity.
UCCAAACCCAAAGUCCUGUCAACCAUCAUCAAUAUUGUGAUGCGCUACGAUAUAAUCCUGAUCAUGGAGGUGACGGACCGGACAGGCGAGGCAGUGGAAAUCCUGAAUCAGGAGUUGAAUAAGAACUCUAAAGAUCACCACUAUUCCUCCGUACUGAGCAAACCGCUGGGCCGUGGGAGUUAUAAGGAACAGUACCUCUUUCUCUAUCGUGACACUGUGGUGCAGGUGAAGAGGCUUUUGCAGUAUGACGACCUGCAGCCCGGUGAUGAGGAUGCCUUCUCUAGAGAGCCAUUCAUUGUUGAGUUCACAUCUCCAGCCUCAGAUCUCCGCUAA